Messenger RNA from Xiphophorus couchianus (Monterrey platyfish), 3810 nucleotides. RefSeq names its product phosphatidylethanolamine binding protein 4 (gene pebp4). The transcript has 7 exons. NCBI's taxonomy places the organism in Eukaryota, Metazoa, Chordata, Actinopteri, Cyprinodontiformes, Poeciliidae. The record is from RefSeq and is a predicted model, not a curated record. Bases 137 to 724 code for a protein of 195 amino acids.
CUGAGUUUUUUCAUCUUGACACCUGAAACUUGUGCAGCUCCAUUCCUCGUCAAGCAGCUGCAGCUCAACAGCGUCUGUCGUCUCACUCAGAGAGGGCGAAACCUGCGGACAAACACGGCAACACAACUUUAAAUUGAUGGCUUUACUCAGCUUGCUUUUGGGGUUAUUUGUCUUCGUUUUGGAACCAGUCGAGGCAGAGACAACACAAAGCACCCUAGACCCUCUGGAUGUUUCUAUUUGUCACGGUGGGCUGGAAGUAAUCUAUCCAGAACUGGACGUUGACAAAUGCCUUAUGAUUCCAAAGAACCACAAAUUCAGAGAGAAAAUCAGCACUGUUUGGAAAGCCCCGCAGAUCUACUUCUCUGGAGCAGAGAAGAAAAAGACGUACGUCCUGGUGAUGGUUGAUCCUGAUGCUCCCAGACGCUCCCAGAACCCUGCUUACUGGAGGCACUGGUUGCUUGUGAAUAUAAAGGGCUACUCACUGGAGAAAGGAGAAAUGCAAGGCAUGACUCUUACUGAUUACCAUCCACCGACGCCGCCGCAGAAGACUGGUUUCCACCGUUACCAGUUCAUGUUAUUUGAGCAGCCUCCUCACACAAAGAUAUCACUCACUGAAGAGGAGUCUUCCCGUGGUAAAUGGGAUUUUCAGGCCUUCGUCGAAAGGUUUACGCUUGGGGAACCAGUGGCUGCCUUGCAGUUUCUCACCCAGAACUACAAGGACUAAAGGAUGCUCAAAUACUUCUAUCAGAAUAAGAAUACAACAGUACAAUUAUACAAACUAAACUAUUUCUUCAUUUGUAUUGUUUCCCUGCUUUCCAUGCAUUAAACUGUAGAAAUUCUUCAAAGCUUGCACCACCUUCUAUCUUAUCGUUGAGUUCAAGAGAUAUUUCCUCUCUGUGUUGCUCUAGCUGAAGGGUUUUUGAUGUCGCCCCGUAUCUCUGGUCUCGUGGUUGGGAGCAAAGGAUUUGGGAGAUAGAUUUCAACUUCACUGGGGAUUUCUUAAUAGUUUCCGAACACAGACGACAAGAGAAGGAAGACGGCCCUGAUAUCACAACUUAGUGUGGAAAGAGUUAUUCUAAUUCAGGGGCCGGAAACACGUCAGGGCCAAAAAAAAGGAAGUGGGAGGUGAAACUAAGACCGCAGCUCAGCCGGAUGCUGCAGUGGAACUUGAACUAAAAUACUCUAGAGUGACAGGACAAGGGGGAGGGGCUGUCAGGCCUGUCAUGCACCAAGUUAAGGGAACUUGCUGUUUGUGUCAUUGUUUAUCAUAUUUCCAUUGACCACUCUCACCCCGACUGGAAAAAAUGAGCUGCUUUCAGGUAUCUGGUUUAUCUGAAGAAGCAGCUGCUGAGUUUUCGAUGUGUCCUUCAGUAUAACUUCAGGACAAUGAACCCGUUUUGAACUUGAGAGAGUUGCAUAAGAGCCUCACCUGGCAGGUCUGCAGAGGAUGGUGUGGGUAAACUUUUCAACCCAUCCACACUAAAAUGCUCUACAGACUUUACAGGUCUUUGUAGAGGAUGGGUCAGACUCCCGUCCCCCGCCCCCAUGAAGAAUAUUGGUUUCUAACCAGCAACUCUCCUCCCGGGAGUGUUUGUAUCAAUACCCCAGAUGUCUGAAAAAGGGUGGAUUUACAUGAGUGACUUUGAUGUUCUGAUGAUCAAUCUUUAGUUGGUGGUUUCAUUGACCCUGGUUUGGUGUCUCAUCAGUGGGAUAGGCAGGAGCAGGUAAAGGAGGCUUUUGUGCCUUUGGUGGAUAAGCCAGCCUUGGUAACCCCCAAUGUGCCCUCUCCAUGAACUCUGGAAGAUCAUUGAUCAAUUGUCCAGCAUGUGCUUUGUUUGCCUCCCAGACUCAGCAGUCAAAGCACCCAAGUUCACAAACAAAACAACCAAAACAAUACACACGGGCCCACAGUAAGCGAGAAAACCCACUGCUUUUGAACGCACAAUAAGUACCCAUCGGUUCGAGUGCUGCUCCUGACCUUGAUUUGCUCGUCUUAUUUGACUUAUAAAAUCACAUUUCUAACAACUGGCAAGUGGAGGAUAAUUCCACACUCAUUGUGAAGCAUGCCAAGUAGGAGAGCAUUCUUCCAAAAAACACCUACUUGAAUCCAUCAGUACAAGACUGAAAUGCCAAGAUGUGCACUUCCAAAUGCACUGUGCAUUUUUCCUUCUCCUUUAUGUUUUAGAGAUAUCCUGCCAAACCAGCUGGGUUUUGCCAUUCAGUUUCCUCGAACGUGUUUAUUUUUACUCCAAAUGUCAAGAGUUAAAUCUUAUGAUUAAUAAAAAUUGACAGUUAUAGUUCAGUGCUGGAUAGUAUAUACGCUUCUCACUUUCCCUGAUGAUGUGAAUAAGGCUUUCAAGAUUUUCUUUACUGAAGUCAAUAUUACCGUAGUUUAUCAUUUUUAUAAUCAGAUCAGUUGUCUCAUUGGCAAAAAGUGGUCCAAUAUGCAAGAUAAUGCUAAGAAUUAUUUCACCAGAGAAUUUCUGAGUUACUCCUUGUUGAGAGUUGUGCUAGAAUGAAUUUAAGAGGAACAUCUGAUCAGUUAAUAUUCAUACAGUUUAUAUUUCCAUAUCUAACUGCACAUGUUGGAUGCAGUUUGAAUUCCUCAGGAGAUUUGAGUCCUGUCUCAGAGUGAAAUUUUUCUUUCAUUCAUCCAUGUUUCUGGGUAACUGAAUCUUUUUUUUUUUUUUUUAUCUAAGCACAUAUUUUCAUCUCAUCAUAUAAAACCCCAUAAAGAAGGUGACCUUUAACAUGUCUUCUGGUGAAACUAUUGGAAAGUUGCAACAAAUGUGUGGCCAAAAGCUUCUCUAAUUUUAUUUUCAUUUGUUUUAGUUUUGUGCGAAAAGUACUUUGCUUCCUUUUGCAUUCAUUAAACUCUACUAGCAUCUGUGGUUAUACAAAUCUAUGAUACAUGUGGGUGACCUGCACCUGUACCGUUUCAGCACCUGAUUCAUACAGUUAUUUGCAAAUGUAUUCCUACUUUUCCAAUUUUUUUUCAUGUCAGAACUACAAAGUUUAAUGUUUGUCUGUGGAGUUUUAAAGAGGACGUAGUUUGUAACUUUUGAAGUGGAGGGAACAUGAUACAAGGUUUUCAAAAUCCUUGUUGUGUAAAAAUUGAAAACUGUUCAUUUGUGUUCAGCCCCCCUGAGCCAAUAUAUUGUAGGAACCUUUGUUGCAAUCACAGCAGGAAGUCUUUUGGGAUUUAUCUCAACCAGCUUUCCAUCUGUGAAUGUUAAAUGUUCUUUAAUUAUUAUUAUUUAUUCCUCUAAAGCAUUCAAAGAUAGCUCUGUCUUCUUUUGGGUCAUUGUCCUCCUGGAAGGUGAACCUUUUGAACUAGUCUCCGGUCUUUUGUAGCCUCUAACAGGUUUGCUUCCAGAAUUUCCUGUUUCUCUUCCAUCCAUCUUCCUAUCAACUCUGACCAGUUUCACUAUUCCUGCUUAAGAAAAGCAUCUUUAUUGUAUCAUUAUGGCCCAUAUGCCCUAUUCCUUGGUCUUAAUGAUUCUGUUUGUUCAAUAAUGUUCUAGCUGAUGAAGUAGGCUGUCAGCUGUGUUGAGACUAAACUUGAAUUACAAUCAAAUUGACUCUAUUUACUAUAUAAAUGUGUUUUUGAGGUCAUUGUUAAUACUUUCAUUUUAUUUCGAGGAAUCAGAAUAGAGUGGGUGGAACACAGCAAAAAACCUGAAUCAUUGUCUAUAACUAUACACUUUUCUGUGAUGUAAGAAAAUGUGCAAGAGUUCAAUGGGUAUAAUUACUGUUUCAAAUCACUGUAUACGUACAUCUAAACAAAUAAAAUAUCAUGGAAAAAAUGUC